GCGCCGGCCUGGGCGCUUGAGGCGGUCUGCGUCAGCGCAGGUUUGACCCCUCACGCCACUGAGGGCGGAGGGGUAUUGGGGAUCGCCGCGGCCAGAGGAGGUCCGAAGACCAUGGUGAAGCUGACCCGAUUCCACCAGAUUCGGCGGGAACUGCCCAGGACGUUCAGAGGUGGCCCAGGGAAGCGGGGACGCUGAUGUGUGCUCCACAGCUCCGCCGCCCCACCGCCAAAAGAGGAGAGAGGCUGGAGGUUGAAUUCCUCACCAGUAGCCAAUGCUGUAAUCAGUGAAACCUAUGUAAUGGAACCUUCAUCAAAACCCUAAACUAUGGGGUUUGGACAGCUUCCAGCUGCAGGACUCACUACACCCCGUGUGCUUAUCUAGAAGCUGGAGAGGUCGGUUUACAGCCUGGACGCAUGACCCGCCCAACUGUGGGUCUUCUCCGGAGUUUCCUGUCCUUGAUCCAGAGAGAUGUGAGAUCAAGGCAACAGCUCAGAAAGCAAGGAUGGAGGGAUUUUUGAGCAUCUCCCUCUAGGGCUCUGAGUUGGGAGAAACCUGGAAACACCACGGUGGGUUCGAGGACCCACAGGAAAACCAGGAUAGCUGUCUAAAGCCAGAAGCGAUGGCCCACAAGGGAGACCCUGCAGAGGACUGCGUCCAGGAACUCAGUGAACUCAGCCAAACCCCAAGAACCACAUUGAAUCCUGCUGCUACCCAAGCAGUCUUCCCUGGGGACAGCAGGCCGCAGAGGAGCUGCACACCAGGGAAGAGCCCCAAGCAGAAGCAUGCGGAGGCCGGCGAGGGGGAGAAAGCUGGCAGCCACAAGAAGAAGUGGAAAUGCAAGGACUGUGGGAAGGCCUUCAGCUACUGCUCCUCAAUCAUCUUGCACCAAAGAAUCCACACCGGGGAGAAGCCGUUUGCGUGCGCCGAGUGCGGUAUGGCCUUCAGACAGAGUGUACACCUGACCCUGCACCAGCGCACGCACACAGGCGAGCGGCCCUACAAGUGCAGUGAGUGCAGCAAGGCCUUCAGCAACCGCUCCCACCUGAUCCGUCACCACAUCACUCAUACUGGGGAGAAGCCCUACAAGUGCAGUGCCUGUGGCAAGGCCUUCAGCCGGGGCUCGUCCCUCACGCGGCAUCAGCGCACGCACACGGGCGAGCGGCCCUACACCUGCCAUGAGUGCGGCGAGGCCUUCAGCAACCGCUCCCACCUGCUCCAGCACCACAUCAUUCAUACUGGGGAAAAGCCCUACAAGUGCAGUGCCUGUGGCAAGGCCUUUAGCCGAGGCUCAUCUCUCACACGACAUCAGCGCACACACACGGGCGAGCGGCCCUACGUGUGCCAGGACUGUGGCAAGCGCUUUAGCAACCGCUCACACCUCAUCCAGCACCACAUCAUACAUACCGGGGAGAGUCCCUACAAGUGCCUGCAGUGUGGGGCCACCUUCAGUUACGUGUCGUCCCUCAUUGAUCACCAGAAGAUCCACACCACAGAGCGGCCCUACAAGUGCAGCGAGUGCGGCAAGGCCUUCAUUCAGAGCUCAUCACUCACGCUGCAUCAGCGCACACACACAGGUGAGCGGCCCUACAUCUGCCAUGAGUGUGGCAAGGCCUUCAGCAACCGCUCCUACCUGAUCUGGCACCACAUCAUUCAUACCGGGGAGAAGCCCUACGAUUGCAGUAGCUGCGGCAAGGCCUUCAGCCGGGCCUCAACCCUCGCGCAGCAUCAGCGCACGCACAGAGGCAAUCAGCCCUACACCUGCCAAGGUGAGCGGCCCUACACCUGCCAGGAGUGCGGCAAGGCCUUCAUCUGGGGCUCAUCCCUCAUGCGGCAUCAGCGAACGCACACAGGCGAGCGGCCCUACAAGUGCAGCGAGUGCGGCAAGGCCUUCAUCGAGGGCUCGUCCCUCACGCGGCAUCAGCGCACGCACACAGGUGAGCGGCCCUACACCUGCCAGGAGUGUGGCCAUGCCUUCAGCAGCCGCUCCCUCCUGAACCAGCACCACAUCAUUCAUACUGGGGAGAAGCCCUACAAGUGCAGUGCCUGCGGCAAGGCCUUCAGCUGGGGCUGGUCCCUCACACUGCAUCAGCGCACGCACACAGGUGAGCGGCCCUACACCUGCCACGAGUGUGGCAAGGCCUUCAGCAGCCGCUCCCACUUGAACCAGCACCACAUCAUUCAUACCCGGGAGAAGCCCUACGAGUGCAGUGCCUGCGGCAAGGCCUUCAGCUAUUCCUCGACCCUCAUCCGACACCAGAGGACACACGCAGACAAGAAGCACUACUCAUGUGGCCCCGGUGGGGACACCUUUGCUCAGCUCCCACACCUGACUCAACACCUGGGCUCUUACAGGGAGGAGAAGCCUGGUCACAGUGGUGACCUUGCAGAAACCUGUGUGGACCAGCAGAAGAGCUGAGGUGUAACGGGCCUGUUAUAUACCAGGCACUCCACUAGGCAUUUUUAUGCCUCAUUCCCAACCUCACGACACUAUGGGGGAGAUAUAGCAGAUGACUGUGUCAUCCCUAUGCUACUUGUGAGGAAACCAAGGCUCAGAGUAGCUCAGUAACUUACCUGAGGUCACACAGCAAGGAAGACACAAGGCUGGGGCUGGACCCAACACCUGCCAGACUCCCCUCCACUACCUCCCUGGAAUUAUAAAUGUGGCAUGGGUAAGUAGACCCACAAAAAUACCUGUGGGUCUCUGGCUGGCCUUCUAAUUAUUAAUUUUAUGAUUGAGUAGGUACUUGCUUAAUAAAUUUAAUUGAAUAGAAAGGAAUAACAGGUUGCUGAAGUUGGCAUAUUUACUAAAGGAGCAGGGUCUGAAGAAGAAAUCUGGAUCUGCUAGGAUACAAACAGUGCCUAGAGAAAAUGAGCAGGAGAAAUCUAGAGCAGGAAGAGUUGUUCUAGAAGAAGGAAAUGCCUCUCCCCUGACACAUCUGAAAAGAAGGAGUCUUAGAGUGGAGCCAGUCAUUUUACAAUAUGAGGAAACACCACUGCCACCCCAGCUUUUUUUCCCAAAAAUCUAAAAAAUCCUGACUAAUAGUUGCAUUUGAUAGCCCUUGCUGUGUCACAAAUCAUUCAGAACCCAGUUGUCCAUUGAAUAUUUCUUAUGCAUCUACAGAUCAGCUGGGUGGUUCUGUUGGUCUGAACCAGGCUUGAUUGGUCUUGGCUGGACUCACUUAUGCAUCAGCAAUCAGCUAAGAUGGGAGCCGGAUAGUCCGGUACGCUCUGCUGGGCCAAUUCAUCUUUCCUCCUGGUGACUCACAUCUAACCUGGGUGUGUUCUCAGGGUGGUAGCAAGGGUCUGAGAGAGAGUGGACACACACAAGUAUAGUUUCAAGCUUCUGAUAUAGUCAAGUUUGCAUCUAGGCCCAUUGACCAAAGCAAGCCUCAUAGCCAAGCCCAGGAGCAGUGUAGGCAGAGCCUGUGCAGGAGUGUGGCCGGAGGGAAGAGUGACAGUGAGAAUCAUUAAUGCAGCCCAACUACUAUAAUGGUGAAAUAAAAGUUAUAAUCACAUAACUUUCCAAAACUAGAAUCUUGACAAAAUUAUGGGAAUACAUCCAUGUGGUCCACAAUUUAUAAACAAACAAAAAUCUUGUGUCCCCUUGCUACCAAGUUCCUUUCACUAGAAGCAAUCACUUACUGUGUGUGUGUGUGUGUGUGUGUGUGUGUGUGUGUAUAUAUAUAUAUGAAUAUUUCUUUGUAUGUACAAUAUGCUGGAAAGAUAUAUAGCACACCUUUCUACACAAGUGGUAUCGUAUGGUACUCACAUUUUUCUGUCUGGCUGUUUUUCGUUAUUUUUUGUUCUGAGACAUCUUGUGUUAGUAGACAAAGGGUUAGAUGUUAUUCCUUUAUGAAGUAUAGGCAUAAGAUUUCUUAUGUAAUAGAAUAAUUUAUGAUUGUUUUGGUCUUCCCCUGUGACUCAAUUGGCUCCAGAAAAAAAAAAUCCCUGAAAAAUAUAUUUCAGUUAGAAGAAUGCUUUUCUUACAAGGUUGACCAAUAAAUUGUCCUGUGUCAUAGGACAACAUAGGUCCCUUCUGCAUAGAAAAAGAACCCACCACAUUUUAAAAUUUUGUAACAAUAUUUUUCAAUUAUACAGAAAAGUAUAAAGAUAAUAAAAGCUCAUAUAUAUAUGUAUCCACCCAGACUGAAUACUAUUUUUUAAAAACCAUAAUUUUAAUAAAAAUACAAUAUUUAAAAAAUUU
Cynocephalus volans (Philippine flying lemur) is the source of this 4204-nucleotide messenger RNA. RefSeq names its product zinc finger protein 835-like. Gene Ontology annotation, molecular function: DNA-binding transcription repressor activity, RNA polymerase II-specific; RNA polymerase II cis-regulatory region sequence-specific DNA binding. The record is from RefSeq and is a predicted model, not a curated record. Gene Ontology annotation, cellular component: nucleoplasm. The coding region runs from base 620 to 2416 and encodes 598 amino acids. The transcript has 4 exons. Lineage: Eukaryota; Metazoa; Chordata; Mammalia; Dermoptera; Cynocephalidae. Gene Ontology annotation, biological process: regulation of transcription by RNA polymerase II.